Molecule: messenger RNA, 396 nt
Organism: Acanthoscelides obtectus
Lineage: Eukaryota; Metazoa; Arthropoda; Insecta; Coleoptera; Chrysomelidae
Source: the annotation of a GenBank genome assembly
AUGGAUGUCAUGAACAAAGACAAGAAACUUACUCGGUACGAUGUACAAAUAUCUAAGUUAAUCGGAAAAGCUUGGGGGAAAGCUGCAAGCAUCGCAAAAGGCGUUUCUGUUUUGAGAUCUGGUGGAAUUUACCCCUACGACCCAAAUGCUAUUCCAGAACACUAUUUUUCUUUAUCUGAUGCUAUAAAAGAUGAAGAUUUAGUAGCAAAUAAACCUAAUGAGGAAGAUGAAGUCGUGUCAUUUCCAGUGCAGAGGGAUCAAAAUCUUUUGGACAAAGGGGAUAUCAAUCCUUCAGAAGUACCAUCGGCAGAUACUCUACGAGGAGUUCUUGCAGGUGAUCAUCAAAUGAUAGACGAAGAGGAGACGCAUACUAGCAAUUGUCGGAGCCAAAUAUAG